AUGUUCUUGGACGCGCCUGGGGGCUACGGCAAAAGUACACUGCUCCAGGUUGUCGCUGCGGACGCAAGGUCCAAGGGAGAUAUUGUUCUUUGUGUAGCGAGCUCUGGUAUUGCUGCCCUUAACCUGGAUGGUGGAACAACUGCUCACUCCAUGUUUAAGCUUCCGCUCGAUCUUGGUGAUGGAACAGGGUACUGGAACCUGCGAAACACCCAGCAACGUGCCGACCUAAUUCGCGAAGCCAAGCUCAUAAUUUUUGAUGAAAUAUCUAUGGCACACAAGUUUCUUAUCGAGAUACUUGACAGAUCCCUUCAAGAUCUCAUGGGUACAAACGAAGUGCUGGGUGGCAAGGUAUGUCUUUUUGCUGGGGAUUUUCGACAGAUUCCUCCAGUCGUCCCCAGCGCAAAGACUCCAUCUGAUGUAGUGUUUGCGUCGUUGAAGUGUUCGCAUUUGUGGCCUCACUUCCGUCAGUUCCGUCUGACUGUACCUCAGCGAACGCGAAGUGAUGAUGAGUACUCAUCCUUUCUCCUCUCUGUAGGCAAUGACACACUGCCACAACACGUGUUUGGAGAAGGAGAUAACACGGACAAAGUGAUUGCUCUUCAUGGAAUCCGGUCCGUUGAGAAACUUGAUGAGCUCAUUGCCUCCGUCUAUCCACCCGAUAUUUUGCGUGACCCAGACGCCUCUUCCACCCGGGCGAUUCUAUGCGCCCACAAUGUUAAUGUCCGUGAAAUAAACAGUGCAGUCAUGGCAAAACUUCCAGGAGGCGUGCAACAGCUGGUCAGCGUGGAUACUAUUGACAAAGAAAUGGAAGGUGUUGACAUUGACAUAGACACACUUCAUUUAGCCGAAGGUAAAGGCGUGCCAAACCACAUCCUCGAUCUAAAGAUUGGCGCAGUGUGCAUGAUAAUGCGUAACCUAAACAUGUCUGAGCGACUGGUGAAUGGCACCAAAGUAAUAGUAGAGGGAAUAAGUCCACGCCUUGUAACAGUGCGUAAGCCAGGGACACAGGAGUUGAUUGCCAUUCCUCGGAUUUUGUUCAGGUUUCCUGUGCUUGAGGGCAGUCCACUUCAAAUGUGCCGCCGCCAAUUUCCUCUUCAGGUGUGCUACGGCAUGACUGUGCACAAGAGUCAAGGACAAACGAUUUUUAAAGUUGGGCUUGAUCUUAGAUCCGAUUGCUUCACACACGGCCAGCUCUACGUUGCACUCAGUCGAACGCGUCGUUCUGAUGACGUUACUGUGCUUGGAGCUCCUGAUCGCUGCGUGGACAACAUCACGUAUGUCAGGAAUAUUGUUUAUCAGGAGCUCCUCGACAACACAUAA
Molecule: messenger RNA, 1320 nt
Organism: Frankliniella occidentalis (western flower thrips)
Lineage: Eukaryota; Metazoa; Arthropoda; Insecta; Thysanoptera; Thripidae
Product: ATP-dependent DNA helicase PIF1-like
Exons: 1
Coding region: 1-1320 (439 amino acids)
Biological process (GO): DNA repair; telomere maintenance
Molecular function (GO): DNA helicase activity
Source: RefSeq, a predicted model, not a curated record